AUGGAGGCCAUCAAAAAGAAGAUGCUCAUGCUGAAGUUGGACAAGGAGAAUGCGUUGGACCAGGCUGAACAAGCUGAAGCAGACAAGAAAGCAGCAGAGGACAGAAGCAAGCAGCAUGAAGACGAAAUUCUGCAGAUGCAAAAGAAGCUGAAGGGGACAGAGGACGAGCUUGACAAAUACUCUGAGGCCCUGAAGGAUGCUCAGGAGAAGCUUGAGGUGGCCGACAAGAAGGCUGCUGAUGCUGAGGCAGAAGUGGCUUCCCUGAACAGACGUAUCCAGCUGGUGGAGGAGGAGUUGGACAGAGCUCAGGAGAGACUGGCUACAGCUCUGCAGAAGCUGGAGGAGGCUGAGAAGGCUGCUGAUGAGAGCGAGAGAGGUAUGAAAGUGAUUGAGAACAGAGCUCAGAAGGAUGAGGAGAAGAUGGAGCUUCAGGAGAUCCAGCUCAAGGAGGCCAAACACAUUGCAGAGGAGGCCGACCGCAAGUAUGAGGAGGUGGCUCGUAAGCUGGUGAUUGUGGAAGCAGAGCUGGAGCGUACAGAGGAGAGGGCAGAGCUGGCUGAGGCUAAAUGUGCUGAGCUGGAGGAGGAGCUGAAGAACGUCACCAACAACCUGAAGUCUCUGGAGGCCCAGGCUGAGAAGUACUCUCAAAAGGAGGACAAGUAUGAGGAGGAGAUCAAGAUCCUGACAGACAAGCUGAAAGAGGCUGAGACCAGAGCUGAGUUUGCUGAGAGGUCUGUGGCCAAGCUGGAGAAGACUAUUGAUGAUCUGGAAGAUGAGCUUUAUGCACAGAAACUCAAGUACAAAGCCAUCAGUGAGGAACUGGACCACGCCCUCAAUGACAUGACAUCUAUCUGA
Scomber japonicus (chub mackerel) is the source of this 855-nucleotide messenger RNA. RefSeq names its product tropomyosin 3 (gene tpm3). Gene Ontology annotation, cellular component: actin filament. The transcript has 10 exons. Gene Ontology annotation, molecular function: actin filament binding. NCBI's taxonomy places the organism in Eukaryota, Metazoa, Chordata, Actinopteri, Scombriformes, Scombridae. The coding region runs from base 1 to 855 and encodes 284 amino acids. The record is from RefSeq and is a predicted model, not a curated record. Gene Ontology annotation, biological process: muscle contraction; actin filament organization.